AUGACUAGGCUCCGCGGAGCUUCCGUGAGCUCGUAUGAGGUUUCGCAUUGUGGCACCGAUAAACCCCAGUUUCAUCGGUCGAAGGUCCCGCCAAACGCGCCGGAAGUUAUCACGCAGAAUACCGUCGAUGUAUCGGACCCCGCACAGGUCUUGCUCUGGUACAGGGAUGAGCGACGACGACAUUUUAAUCUUCUGGUUCGCAGGUACAAAAACCAGCUCCUCUAUGGAUGUCAGGACCCAAGCUGUUCCAUCCCCACCUGCGCAAGCUAUCGAAGGAGGGUGACUGAGGAGCCGUUCCGUCGAUAUACCGAGUUGAGUGCCCGGACACUGGCAUGCUACCUGGCUAGUGUGGAUAACGCAGAGAGUGGCCUUUGUCGCAACACCCCUCGGGUUCCAUCGGAUUUAUCAUCGCAAGACCAUCACCGUCGAUCCAAACGCCGAAGCCGUGCUUCUACAAACGAUUCGAGGAAGGAAUGUAGUGGAUCAUCGGUAGUGGGCCAAGGUGCCACGGAUGGAUAUUCGGUGGCUCAAACCUCAGAUGGGCAGGGCGAUUUCUGGGAUAAUGCGGGACGGACUUCCUCCCCAGGAUUUGCGUUGCAAGCAGAGGCUGAAUGUAUACCGGCCAACGAAGACCAAUCAACCCAACCAUUAAAGGAUCCGAAGUCCUUCACCCAGAAUUUGUUUGAUACCUUGUCCUUGAGAAUGAUUGAAUGGUUGCCCUUGAGGCGUUCCCCGAGUACAUUUAGCGCAGACUCCGACCAUUCAUACUCUCGAUCUAGCUCUCGAUCUCCAAAGCCGAGCACCGUACACGGCAAAUCUCAUUCUAGGACAGAAAAGCAUCGCCAAGAGAGGGAACGUACGUCUCGACACAAUACAUCUACUAGGGGUAAUCCACUUACGCCUUCGUCACGAACCAUCACCAAUACAACAGCUGCUGUUGAGUUGAAAUUACCGAACCAGCAAAUUAAACGACUAUCGCUUGCUGAUGUAGAUCAACGACGACAAAGUCCUCGAUCAAGUAUCGACGAGAAAGUUUAUCCAGAGCUAAAGCCCGCUAGGAAGCUGUCGAUCAACACGCAUGCGAGUGCAGAUGGGCUCGUCAACAUACCUUCCCCACCCGCUUUGAGACAUCGCCCACAGAAACAUCGGGGCAGGACUGGAGACGGUGCUUGCCUGCAUGAGCAGCCGAAAAAAGAAAGACGUGUUUCUUGGGACGGUGCGAAGCUCCUGAACGGGGUCCACGUUCCUGACGACCACAACCCCCUUUCUGCUGACGAUGACCAGCCUGCCUCAGAGCCCCGAUCUCCAAGUGCCCCUAGCCUGAAGCACAAUGGUAUACAUCAAAGCGAGGAUAUGCCCACUAUACAAUCUCUUACUCACCUGACUUCUGAGAUCAUCGACGAACUAGGAAAAUUGGUGGCUCUAUCUGACGAUGAAGCUGAACGAUGGAAAGACGAACUGGCUUAUAUAGAGUCCAUGGGUACAUUUGACGAUUCGGAGUGGAGGUUUGCAACGUCUCGCCAACGUGAAGCAUUUACUUUCGUUUCACAGAGCGUUUUCUAUGCAUUGAGCAGUACAAGGCAAAUUCUACGAUCUUUUCGAGACAAUACGGCUGGCCCGAACGACAUAGGGCAAAGUAAUUCUAAUCUAAAGCUGAACCUCCAGCAGCUUCAGCCAUCAUUGCGGAAGCUAUUUACGAUUUGUCCUAGGGAACUCGUCUUUCAUAGUCUUUGGAGUGCGCUUGAAUCGCUAUUCGUUCCGCCGAAAGAAUUAUCGCACCCCAGACAAUCCCGCCGGUCGUCCUACAAUUCUACGACAGGAGCUGUAUCUGCGCCUAUAAUAAUUCGCCGGGCAUCUGAUGCACUAGGCAACGAACACGUUACUGAUUCAUGUGCAGCAGAUGUCGCAACAGUCGCCCUUUUUGCAUUGGCUAGUUCUCUUCCGGAGAUAGAUGCCACCACCUGGCGCGGAAUUCUUCAGAUGCGCGCUACUGGGGCUGUAGCUUCGAGCGCGGAUAUGCAAAAGCUUCCGUUACGCAAUACACGAGCGGUUGUGGACGUAACCGACGCACUAGAACAUGACCUUGCCUUGCGAUUAGUUGACCGCUUGGUGCGCGCUCUCACAGCGCGAAUGGCCUUCUAUGAGAUUUCGAAAGUCCGACACCCUUAUAGUCACGCUUCGCGUAAAUCAAAGAACAGUGUUCUAGAUUUUCUCAUCAACAACCUUAGCGACAACCACCGCCUUGUAACCGCCGAUGUCGACGACCAAAAUCAGGUAAGGCCACCGGGUGCUGCUGCGGUCAUCGCGGAAUGGCUUCGUACUUUAUUACUCAAAGAAUGGGACGGGAGUCCUGAAAUGUCUAAAAGUAGCGCGACCGGGGGCGCCGUGCAGAUAUUGUCCCUAAUGUACAAGGAACGGAAUCGCUUGGGCCUUGUCCCGGAAGACUUUCACACUCCGUUCCUUUCGGAGAGGUUGGAGCCCCUAGAGAUGCCUGUUGAGUGGAUAGGUCGGUCGCCGAAUAAUAAGACCCUGCACUUGCUUUCAUACCCCUUCCUAUUUCCUCCCUCUGCUCUGGUCAUCUACUUCCGCGCUUUGAAUUAUGCCGCCAUGUCAAGAUUCUACGAGGCUGCAAUGACUACCACCAGACACGUAAUGCAGACAGCUUUUGGAGCCAUACAAAUCCAGGAUGAUGUUGGGAUGCUCGCACGACUGAAGACUUCGAUGACUGCGUAUUUGGUUCUUGUGGUCCGACGAGACAAUCUCCUCCCCGAUGCCCUCAAUCAGCUGUGGCGGCGUGAGAGGCGAGAGCUAAUGCGGCCGUUAAAAGUCCAGAUGGGAAUGGAUGAGGGUGAAGAAGGUCUUGAUCACGGCGGUGUCCAGCAGGAGUUCUUCCGAGUACUCAUGGCAGAAGCCCUGGACCAGUCGUAUGGUAUGUUUGCGACGGAUAGUCGCACUCGUGUUUCCUGGUUUCAACCGUGUUCGUUGGAACCGCUAUACAAGUUUGAGCUUCUCGGGUUAUUAAUGUCCCUUGCGGUGUACAAUGGCCUUACUCUGCCCAUCAAUUUCCCAACUGCUUUCUAUCGCAAACUUCUUGGGCUGAAGGUGAAGCAUCUCGACCAUAUCCGUGAUGGCUGGCCAGAACUUACUAAGGGUCUUGAACAACUCCUGACUUGGGAGGAUGGCGAUGUCGAAGACGUAUUUAUGCGCACGUAUGAAUUUAGCUUCGAAGCCUUUGGUGCCAUUGAGACCGUGGACAUGCAGAAAGUCGACAGAGAUGCUCCAUGGCCUCUUCCUUCAGCUUUGGCGCGAUCAGGGGGUGGAAACCGGUCCCUCGGUUCCCCAACUUGGUCGGAGGUUCGCCGUUACACUGAUUGCGUGAACCUAAGCCCGCCGUCCUCGAUGGGUGCAGAGGCAACAGAAUCGUUUGCGGACAUGGCGAAAUCCCUGGAUGGUUCGGUAGUGAUGCAGUCGCCUACGCCUCCAGCUGAGGAGGCAUCUUUUGUGACAAAUCGAAAUCGCUCUCAAUUCGUUAGAGAUUACAUCUUUUGGCUGACCGACAAGUCGAUUCGGCCCCAGUUCGAGGCUUUUGCACAGGGCUUCUACACCUGUUUGGAUCGCUCGGCCUUGUCCAUAUUCACGCCAGAGGCACUGAAAACUGUGGUGGAAGGAAUCCAAGAGAUUAAUAUGGAUGAGCUGGAACAUCAUGCACGUUACGAAGGAGGUUUCGGCCCAAGCCAUCGCACAAUCCGGGAUUUCUGGAGUAUUGCACGACGGUUCUCUGUGGAGAAAAAGGCGCAGCUGUUGGAGUUUGUAACUGCCAGUGACCGGGUUCCGGUUAACGGGAUUGCGAGCAUUAUGUUUGUUAUCCAAAAGAACGGAGUGGGUGAUGCUCGCCUUCCCACCAGUUUAACCUGUUUUGGUCGGCUUCUUUUACCAGAAUAUUCAUCGAGGAGUGUCUUGGAAGACAAGCUCAAUAAAGCCUUGGAGAACGCUCGGGGAUUCGGCGCUGCAUAA
Aspergillus oryzae RIB40 is the source of this 4014-nucleotide messenger RNA. RefSeq names its product HECT domain protein. Gene Ontology annotation, molecular function: ubiquitin-protein transferase activity. The coding region runs from base 1 to 4014 and encodes 1337 amino acids. Lineage: Eukaryota; Fungi; Ascomycota; Eurotiomycetes; Eurotiales; Aspergillaceae. The record is from RefSeq and is a predicted model, not a curated record. The transcript is spliced from 3 exons.